This is a messenger RNA of Sinocyclocheilus anshuiensis, 2427 nucleotides long. Its product is annotated as ras-related protein Rab-31-like. The record is from RefSeq and is a predicted model, not a curated record. Bases 144 to 728 code for a protein of 194 amino acids. Lineage: Eukaryota; Metazoa; Chordata; Actinopteri; Cypriniformes; Cyprinidae. The transcript is spliced from 7 exons. Gene Ontology annotation, molecular function: GTP binding; GTPase activity.
GUUUCCGUUAGAUUUGGGAAGGAGAUGGUCAGAGUUUGUUUUUUACGGAUGAACAGUCCGCUGUGACUGUGAUGGAUGAGAGUCGACAAAACAAGACUGGAGACUGUUAAAAUAAUGUUUCAGCUGCCUUAACGUGCUUUACAAUGGCCAUCAGGGAACUGAAAGUUUGUCUGCUCGGGGACACAGGUGUGGGGAAAUCAAGUAUCGUGUGUCGAUUCGUUCAAGAUCACUUUGACCACAACAUCAGUCCAACGAUAGGUGCUUCUUUUUUAACUAAGACUGUCCCCUGUGGAAAUGAACUUCACAAGUUUCUGAUUUGGGACACCGCAGGGCAGGAACGAUUUCAUUCGUUGGCUCCCAUGUAUUACAGGGGCUCUGCAGCGGCCGUCGUUGUUUACGACAUCACAAAGCUUGACUCUUUCCAGACGUUAAAGAAGUGGGUGAAGGAGCUGAAGGAACACGGGCCGGAGCAUAUAGUCGUGGCUAUAGCAGGAAAUAAAACCGAUCUGGGUGAUAUCAGGGAAGUUCCAACUAAAGAGGCAAAAGAUUUUGCAGAGUCUAUUUCAGCCAUAUUUAUGGAGACCAGUGCCAGAAAUGCAGUAAACAUAGAGGAGCUGUUUCAGAAAAUCAGUCGACAGAUCCCUCCACUGGAGAACACAGACGCUGACAGCCACGAGUCCUUUAAACUAACACGACAGCCUCCUCCCUCCAGCAAACGCUGCUGUUAGACAUCCAUCCGCAAGUCACUACAAACACCCUACAACAUGUGGUAUUUGGCCCAUGCGAUACAUAGAGGAGGAUCACAAUACACAUAAAUCAACCUGAUGUGGAUACGGUCACAUGACUGAUAGACAUGCAUAUUGCAGUAGGAAACACAGCAAUUCUGCCUCUGAACCAUUUUGUACCAAGUCAGAAUGUUUUCUGAAUAUUGCAUUGAUGCUGAGCAACUUUUGAGACAUGAGUUAUCUCAACAUGGAAUAAUUUUCUUAUCAAGUCUUUUUAAAUGCAGUAUUGUGACAAAUAGAAAUGCUAGUAGUUAGCACAAAGUUUACACAAGAAUAAGUGCCUUAGAAAAUGCCAUUUUGAUGUUUGGCAUUGCCGUUUUGAUACAUAAAAACAAUAGUUUUAAUAGGUUAUUUCUAAUCUGGCUUUAUUUGACUGCUUACGAUGACAUAGGAUCUGAUGAAGCCUAGAUGAAAGAUAGACAUUCGCAAAUGUGUUGGUCACACUUUAUAUUACAGUGUUCAUUGUAUUAUGUAUUUACAUACCACUACUGCUUCAUACUAAUAAACCGUGUGUUUAAUAUGUCAUUUUUGUAAAGCUGUGUGUAAUUGCACAUAGUAAUUGUGUUUAUUUUAAUAAUUAAUUAUACGGACACUGUAAAAUAAAGUGUUGUCAAUUUAUUCAUCCUAAAAAUAAUGGUUAAAACUGUGGUUAUUGGUUAAAAUGUAAAACAUCAAUGUAGAAUUUUUACCUUUAUUAAAUGAGGAAAUCAGCCACCAGGGGGCACAAUUGGCUUUAAAGUAAACACACGUUUUGUUAGUUCUUCUGCAAACCUCUGCUUACCUGUUGCUGUCAGUGUUAAAAUGUCUCAACUGUUCAUAUUUUUCCCACUAAAAUGUCCGAGGUUGGUGAUUUUUUUCAGUUUGGAACUGAGAAAAAUCUGUUCAUCUGUUAAACAGGUACACUUGUUAUCUGAUCAGAUAGUUUGCAAGUAAAACAAACCAUUACUAUGUUAAUUUCCCUAAAAAGUUUAAACACUGAUUCUGUGGCACUUUCUGUCAGCCAGUGGUGUGAGUUACAAGUAUCAGUUCGACUGACCUGUCGCACACGGGGAUCGUGCCGAUGGUUGGGUCAUUAUUUUUGCAAUUCCAUUUGGUGACCCUAGUGCUUCGGAAAUUACACACUUCACCUUUAAGGCUAAAAGCAGGGUAAUUGUGCGCUCUUACAUAACCAGCCUACCUUGGUGUGGUCGUGAGUGGAUUGAUUGCCUGUCCUGUACAGUAGUUUUUCAAUUUAGUAAUCAGAAUGAUCUUUUCUGUCAGUCACAGCUGGCAAAAUCACACUUGUAUCACAUGCAGCGCUGGUUCUCCUCUAACAGUUAUGUUUUUUGUUCAUAAAUCAUCACAGUCAUUAUUGACAAAGCGUCACAUGUAAUUUAACAUUUAAUAUAUCUAUCUAAUUAUAUCUCCUUUCUAAGUGUGAAUUCACAUGGAUGCCUUAACCUAGCAAAUUCAGUCUGAAUCAUAACCGAGCUAGACGAGAUCUGGUGAUAAUGGUAAUUUUCAGUUAAACAUUUUGUAAAUAACUUUAUAUUUGUAUUUUUAAAUCUACCUUUUCUUAGUUAACUUAAUGUUUCCCUUAUGUGAUGUGACAAUGGUAUCAAACACAUUUUGUACCGGAAGUCAUCAAUAAACUACAAAUGCA